This is a messenger RNA of Chelonoidis abingdonii (Abingdon island giant tortoise), 1954 nucleotides long. RefSeq names its product V-set and immunoglobulin domain-containing protein 4-like. The record is from RefSeq and is a predicted model, not a curated record. Gene Ontology annotation, molecular function: complement component C3b binding. NCBI's taxonomy places the organism in Eukaryota, Metazoa, Chordata, Testudines, Testudinidae. Gene Ontology annotation, biological process: negative regulation of macrophage activation; negative regulation of T cell proliferation; negative regulation of complement activation, alternative pathway.
CAGCAAUUCUGUAUGUUAGCUGAGUGAGAGAGUGCUGAAAGGAAGUAUGGCUGCUUUGGCAUCUGCUGACAGGAGAGGAGGUCCAGGGUAAGAGAAGUAGCUGCAGUUCUGUGAAGAAUGGGAAAGUUAGUGUGGCUAGUGGUGUUCAUGAAUUCCUUCACCACCUUCCAUGCCAUCCUGGAACUGACUGGCACCCACGACACUGAAGGGACAUGGAAGAGUUCCAUCACCUUGCCAUGUGUCUACGAACCUUCCCAGGACUUUGUGCAGCAAACAGUCAUUUGGACCCUGGUCCGAGAUCAAAGCCCUGCCACCGUCUUUCGAAGGGAUAGCUCUGGCGAUCACAUCCUGUUGUCACGGUACAGAGGUAGGGUCAGCAUGCCAAGUAGUAUGCCAGGGGAUGUCUCUCUUGAAAUUGAGAAGCUUGAAGUCAGAGACAGUGGACACUACACUUGCAAAGUCACCUGGAGAGCCCAAGACAAGAGCCUGCUAACGAGGGAGAGAACCACUACAGUUAAGGUUGUUAAAGUUGCAGUGACUAAACCCAUCAUCAGACCAGGGCCUCUGGGAUUCACUGUACCAAAUGGGGCUAGGACAAGCCUGACCUGCUCUGCCAAUGGGUCCCCACCCAUCACCUACAGAUGGUUCAAGGGAGAGCUAGGAGGAAACACAGUGCUUGUUAGCAAUCAUGCCGUACUCACGUUUGAUUCGCUGCGAACGUCUGACACGGGGAAAUAUUACUGUGAAGCAGAAAACAGAGCAAGCUCACAAGUCAUGCAGCAGAGUGAUGCAGUGCAGCUGACUGUGAGGGGUAACCAGGGGACUAGCCUGCCCCUCUAUCUCAUCAUCCUGAUCGUUCUGCUCUGUGUGGCUGUGGUGUUUGUUGUCAUUGCGGUCGUCUUGUGUAGGAGAAAGACCAAGAAGGAUAAUCUGAAUGAAAUAACAGAUCAUAACUCCGAGAACCUCACAAGAGGAGAGACUUGUUCAGGAGUCAAUGACAAGUGCUUCUAUGAGGAAGCAAAAUCUAGAGGUGAAAACAACUAUACAUCACAGCCUGUGAAAGAGAAUGAAUAUGAGACAAUUGGCACAGUGAAAAACAAUGACUAUGCAACUCUUGGGAAAGCAACAGCAUCUGAAUAUGAAUUGGGGGAUGUUCCAUAGAAAACCAGCAUUUACACACCAGCAACAGCGCAGAAGAUAGGGCUGUAGAGCUUGAAUGGUGACUAUUCAUUACGGGAAGCCCUUCAUCCUUUCCACCUUCUUCUCUGAUAAAAAAAUAUUAAGCUCAUUGUUCUAAUUGUUGAAAGGCAAUUGCAUCACUCUCUGGUUCUUCAUGGAAUCCAGUCUGCCCUAUUGAUGAUUGAGAACUUGCAUGAAACCUUCCUAAAAUCAGCUUCCUGGUGUAAACUAUCCAGGAAUGAUACAUGGUGAGAAGUUUCUUUCUCUCUCUCUCUCUCUCUCUCUCUCCUGGGUUUAAUGUUCAGCACAGACAAUGGAAGGUCCUUUUUAAUAAUGCGAAGAGAGUUCAGGAAAAAAACUGAAAGCAAGGUCAAAAUAAGAACCACACAGCACUGGAGGUACCUGCGGAAAGGAAUAAACUCUACAUCUAUAUCUUGCUCUGUAAUCUGUAAUAGUUUUUGUACCAUACCUCUACUGCCGUAAGGAAGUCUGUAUGUAUUCUGUAGUAAAGUUUGGCUGCUAGCUAGCUAGCAAAUCAUAUGGUAUCUCAAAUUGCAACUUGGGUCCUAUUCUUUCAGAGUCCCUUUCUUUUGUCUCCUGCUAGAAUUACAUGUUUAACAUUUUGGAAAAGAUGGGAGAUACUUUUUAAAAAGUCUGUGGCUAGGAGUGUUGCAUCUUCUGCUGUCGCUUUUUUCUGCUCCUGGCUUUGCCCUUAGGCUUUAAUAUAGGCAACAUUGUUUUAGCAUGGAAUCAUAUGCUAACAACCAUCCCCUGC